CCUAAAACAAAAAAUUUCCGGUGUCCUUCUUCCUCCUUCCCCAUUUUCACUCAAUCCAAACUUCACUUCUCUGUUCUUCCUCAUCCUCUACCUGCAUAAUCAUGGAUAGAAUUUGUGUUUCUUUAUUUCUGUGGAUAAAGAUAUGAAAGUAAGGUGAGGAAGAAUGACGAACUCCGUUUAGGGCAAGAUUUCGUCUAAUUUACUUUGUGUCUUCUUUUCCGUUUUGACGCUCCGGAGCCUAAAAUGCCGGUUCCGAACAAUGCUUCUUGUAGCCACGAUGUCAGUGUGCCUAUAAAUUGCAGCAGCCGAGGGAGUCUAGCUGGUUCUGAAGCUAAUGGUGAUGUUUCUGCUUCUUCUUCGGAGAAGAUAAAUAUCAAUGUUCUAUCUGUGCCCCAGAAUCAUCCGCCGUCAAAUCCUUCUGAUAUGGUAAAGAUUGAGUGCGCCGAAGACAUGUCGCUGUGUGCACCAAGGAAUGGUAUGAAUGAUUUUUCAGGUGGGGUUGUUCCAGCAGUUAAAGCCAAGGAAAAUAAACUUACCGACUUUGAAUUCGAUGAACUUGAUCACGUUGUAUUGAAAGACAGACAAAAAUUGCUGCUAAAAAGGAAACUAUUGGAAGCGGCAAAACCAGUUCUGGAGGGUAAUUCUGUUAGCCUGUCAGAAGAUCUUACAGGAACGUCUACUAGGAGAAUCAAAGAAGAGCCUCAGUCUGAUAAUGGGGAGUCAGAGCUCUCAGCAGCUAGGGAUCAAAUUGUUGCAAUUUCUGAAAGAAAUGGCUCUGAGCUUUACGGAAGUUCUGCCAAUGAUGCAUUAAGUAUGGAACAGUCUGCUGAUAGAAUGAAAGAUGAGCUUCAGUCAGUUGAUGAUAAGUUGGGAACUGGUGUUGAAGAAUGUGGCAGGAUAUGUCAACCUGAGAGAAAUAGCGUUAAUGGUUUGACUGUACAGGCCUCUGUCAAAGUUAAGGUUGAACCAUCAGAUAAUAAUGACUUACAAAAUCCUAGCAUGAAGACAGUUGAUAACUUGGCUUUGGGAGCAGUGAAGAGUGAAGUGGAUAUAUCUGAUGUAGAUCACGUGCCAUUGCAAGAUAGGUUGAAGCUGCCGACAUCAGUUGACAAUUCAGAAAUGAAUAUUUUGGUUAGUUAUGAGUGCUUGGGGAAAACUGAGUUUGCUGCCUUAGACCAUAGUGCGGGGUUUUCAGAAUAUGCCAAACCAAAAAGGGUUGGCCGUCCUAGAAAGAGGAGGAAGACUGCCACGGAUUCAAUUGAAACUGCAUUGGAAGAAGAUGCACCCGGACUUUUAAAGGUUUUGGUUGACCAAGGUGUAUCAGUCGAUGAAAUUAAGCUAUACGGAGAGGAGAGCACUGAUGCCCUAGAUGAAUCAUUUAGUGAAGAAAGCUUUUCCGAGCUUGAAGCUGUGAUAACAAAGCUAUUCACUCAGCGCAGCUCCUCUCUGAAGUUUGCUCCUAUACGAUAUCCAAAGGAAUCAAGACCUAGUUAUUGCGUAGCUUGUCUAUUCUCUCUAGUGGAGCAGACUCGCUAUCUGCAGUUUCGUAAAUGGCCUGUUGAAUGGGGUUGGUGCCGAGAUUUGCAGUCAUUUAUAUUUGUCUUUGAAAGACAUCAUAGAAUAGUUGUUGAACGUCCUGAAUAUGGUUUUGCUACAUACUUUUUUGAGCUGGUAGAUUCCUUACCCAUUGAGUGGCAGGUCAAGCGGUUGGUGACUGCCAUGAAGCUUACUAGCUGUGGCAGGAUUACAUUAAUUGAGAACAAACCACUUUCGGUUGGAGAUGACUUGAGUGAAGGUGAGGCUAAGGUGUUGAUGGAGUAUGGUUGGGUCCCCGGUACUGGCUUGGGAACAAUGCUCAACUACCAGGAUAGAGUUGUUCAUGACAGGAAGAAUGAGAGUGACAGCUCGGAAUGGAGGUCAAAAAUAGGAAAGCUGCUAAUGGAUGGUUACUGCGGUGGAACUGUUGUCUCAACGACUACCAUAAACGAGCUUGAAGAGGAUGCAGGGAACGCGCAGCAGGUUAAGAUGGAACCACUAAUUUGAGAAAUAAGAAUUGGGUCUCUUCUACUCUUUAUUUGUAACAAUUUCUUACUUUCAUGUGUACUGAGAAUAAAAACAUGUAGAAGGUAUUAUGAUAUAAAAAGGAGAAUUAGUG
Molecule: messenger RNA, 2155 nt
Organism: Rubroshorea leprosula
Lineage: Eukaryota; Viridiplantae; Streptophyta; Magnoliopsida; Malvales; Dipterocarpaceae
Source: the annotation of a GenBank genome assembly